Messenger RNA from Solanum stenotomum, 360 nucleotides. RefSeq lists its product as uncharacterized. NCBI's taxonomy places the organism in Eukaryota, Viridiplantae, Streptophyta, Magnoliopsida, Solanales, Solanaceae. The transcript has 2 exons. The coding region runs from base 95 to 325 and encodes 76 amino acids. The record is from RefSeq and is a predicted model, not a curated record.
UGUGUGUAACAUUGCAAAAAUCGCAGCCUUGUUGUUCUUCAUCUUUUCUUAAGCUGGUCCUCUGACUGUCUAUUUAGCCAAUUAAUACGAAAAAAUGGGUUUCGUUGGAGUUCCGAUCUGUGUGCAGUGUGGCAAUGCUAGCAAUCCUUGUAGGUGCAAGGUGGUGGGGCCAACACUUGGUUUCUUGGCAUUUGCUGCGGCAGCAAUUGUAGAAUGGCCGGUUGGUGCUCUGGUUUAUGUGUUCCGUCACUCCAAGGGACGCCGGAUUAUGGGUCAUCCAGCAACCGUCAUUUAUCCUUCAGUCACCAACUCUAUUCCUAUUUAAUUUAAUUUUCCUUUCAACAAAGAUCCGGUGCUUUG